UUUAUUUUAUUUUAUUUUAUUUAUUGUUUAACUUGUACAGUGUUAAGAAAGAAGCAAGGGCAGGGCAGUCUACAAAAUGGUGGAACUUUUUCUCUGCAACAACUCAAAACAAGAAAUGGCUACAAAAAAAGGACUUGUGCAUUUACUCACCAGCUUUCAGUUUUGUUGUCAGAUCCAUUGGCUGUGAGGGCCCUUUUGUUUCCUAAUUCUCCCAAUGACCUCUUUGCAGAAGAGAAAUUAUUACUGAAGAUUAAUUCAUCAAAUUGAUCAACUGGAUUUUCCCAAUUGAAGCUUUUCGAUUGGAGUUUUGUUUGUUAUGGUAAUGCUGUGAAAAAAUAGAUUCUUGGAAUGAGGAAAGAUGCAAGUUCAAUGUCAAUGGAUUUUCCAAAUUGCAGGCAAUUGACGCAUUGCAACAUGAACUCAGUGGUCUGGAAACUUGUUCUUUUGGCACUCAUUCUUUUUGCACUUAAAACAGUUAUCCUUCAUCCUUUCCCUGGCUUUUGGUGGAUUCAGCAGAAAGGCAUUCACUGGACGGCGGCAUCCACAACCCCGGCCUUUCAGAGUUCAGUUAGGAAAGACAAGUUUUUGGAGGUUCCUCAGAUUGCAUGGGGAUUAAACAACCAGAAAAUUGCAUUUGCGAGAGCUUGCCUGACAGCGAGAUUAUUGAACAGAACACUGCUGAUGCCUAGCUUGAGUGCUUCUUUGUUUUACAAAGAGGUAGAGUUAUUGGAAGCAGUAGCAUUCGAUAAGAUCUUCCAGUUUGAGAGGUUUAAUACUAUGUGUAAUGGGUUUAUUCGGUUGGGUCGAUACUCUGACCUCUUGAACCAAGCCAAGCCUUUUGAGCUUCAGAAGGGAAGUGGAAGAAAGUGGACUAAGGAGAAGGAUUUACAUCAACUGGAACAAUGCAAGGAAGACUCAGUCGAUAAAUUUGAACUCAUUCAAAUUGUUGGUAAGAAUCCCUUUCUCUGGCAUGAUCAUUGGCCUGUUACAGACUAUGCGAAGAUCUUUGAAUGCAUGUCAUUUGUUGAAGAGAUUGAAGAAGAGGCUGUUAAAGUUAUAUCCAAGAUUAGAGAGGUAGGAGCUAAGGCAAGAAGCGAAAGCUUUGCUCAUGAUCAUACAUCUGGCUCAUUAAUCCAAUCUGUGCCAUAUAUUGCUGUUCAUAUGAGAGUUGAAAAAGACUGGAUGAUCCAUUGUAAGAAACUGGAGCAGAGACUUAAUAUCAAUCAGAUAUGCAGCAAUAAAACGGAGAUUACUGAAAGAGUUGCCAAAAUCAGUGUCUUGCAGAAACCGAUUGUGGUCUACCUUGCAGUUGCUGACAGCCUUCUUGAAGACAAUUCAAUAUUAAGCGGAUGGCAUCAAGGUCUGCUUCCUUUUGAGAAAAAGAAACUGGGCGUCUGGGAUAUCUACAAGAAGUAUCCAUAUCUCGUUCAAUCUGCUAUUGACUAUGAGGUAUGCUUGAGAGCUGAUGUUUUUAUCGGUAAUAGCUAUUCUACAUUUUCAAGUCUCAUAGUGCUUGAAAGAACACUUAAGUUGAUAAAGAUAGGGGUCGCGAGAUCGUGCGGUAGGGAUGCAAGACUUCCUUCUUAUGCAUACAACAUAGUCGGGAAAGACGGCGGCCCUCAGAGUUGGAUGACAGAUUUUUCAGCUUCAAACCUUCAAAGUAUAAGCUAUGGAACUAAUAACGUUUCAUGUGAGUCUAAAGUGUUGCAAAGCAAGUGGAAGUGAAGUAUACAGUGGCAGAACAAAGAUUAGGGUAUAGAAACUUGUGAAUGUUGGGAGGGUAUUGUUUCAUUUUUUGCUAACAGUAAUAAGGUGCUCAAAUUGAAGCAGCUUGUAAAUGUUCUGACAGAGAAACAUACUUCUACUU
Molecule: messenger RNA, 1867 nt
Organism: Dioscorea cayenensis subsp. rotundata (Guinea yam)
Lineage: Eukaryota; Viridiplantae; Streptophyta; Magnoliopsida; Dioscoreales; Dioscoreaceae
Product: O-fucosyltransferase 23-like
Exons: 2
Coding region: 349-1725 (458 amino acids)
Biological process (GO): pollen-pistil interaction
Source: RefSeq, a predicted model, not a curated record